AUGUUCGUCCUCGCAAUGACCGAUCUGGGUGCUGCUCGAGGAGCGGGAAACGCGGACUGGGAGCUCGAGGAGUUUCUCCGUCGAAGGGAGAUCGACGGUACGCUGGCUGUACUGCGCAGGCACGGUCACGAUCUAGCAGUGAAGCGCCGCCGCAAAGCACAGGAAACGGAGUCAAUUGCAGUUGUUUCGAGUCGAGCGCCAGAAGCGGGGAAAAUGGUGCUGGUUCCAGAGAAAAGCUCUCCGACGCAGAUCGCAGAGCUUAAAGAGUCGCCGUCAGCGUCGUCGCUGUCGCUCAGCGACAGGCUGUCAGGAUUGGACGGCGACGAGUGGGACGAUCGGUGGACGGACACGGAGGACGGGUCCUCCAGCACAUACUCUGACAGUGUGAACGCUGACGGACUCUGUCUCGACGAUUUUCCAGGCGUCCAAACUCCGUCUAAUUGUUUCGAGAGCAACACCGUGGCGAAAGGAGCAGACGGCAGCUUAGACUUGCCUGGGUUCGAAACAGACGGCGCCGUCGCAGAGUUGCCAGAAGUUGCGAUCUCGCCAGGUGACUGUACGACCAAGAGAUCUGUCAGGGAGUCUGAGACAGGCACAGAUCUGUUGCUAUGGCCGCUCAAGACGCCCCAUGCGACGGCGGCUGCUUGUAUUGGAAGCACAGGUCGAGAUCCGCUUCGGGUACAUGACGUUGCAAUUUGCGACCGUUACGACGAGGAAAAUGUCGCCGACGAGUCGUCUGUGACGGCCUCCGAUCUCGAGGCGUUCCUCGAGCGGCUGCGAAUCCCGGAAGCCGCCUUAGAGUCGCACGGCUGGCAGCAAUUGAUGACGCGUGCGACGCCUACGAUGGAAUACACUUCGCAUGCCCGCGACUGUGCGAUCGAGGGUUACGCGAAGAGCACGUGUUACCGCGGUCGCAUGGUGGUCAAAGGGGUGACUUUGGAGGCGGUGCGGGACUUUCUUCUCGACGACGAGUUCCGCGGGGAAUGGGACGAGAAUCGGCUCGAAUCGACGGUUCUGGAUGGCUGGAACGAAUUUGGGGUGUCCGUCGUUCGCUGGGUUCGUCGUCUCCCGUUUUUCCUCCGCAAUCGCGAAUACGUUGUUUCUCGGCGCGUCUGGUCCCUCGCCCCGCAAUCCUUUCCUCAAACGUUCUUCUGUAUUAACCGACACACGUCACACCCAUCAGCCGUCUCUCGGCCUUCCCUGCUGCGCGUGCCGUACUUUUACUCUUCGUGGCGAAUUCGCUAUGUUCCGAGCGAGGCGCAUGGAGAGAAGCUGACAGGACGAAGAGGCGGGCUGAAGGGGGAGGGGGGCGAGGCGGAGGGAAGCGACGCCAAGGCGGAAGGGCAAGGGGCCAGGGCGGCGGGACAUGAGCGGAAGCCGGGAGUGGAGAUUGUGACGUACCACCAGGAAGAAUCAGGGCUGCCGCGGGAAUUGGCCAGGGUGGCUGUGGUGAGGGGCAUGUGGGGUCACAUGCUGAGAAUUGAAGCUGCUCUGAGGAGUUACUGCCAGGCUCAGCGCACUGUCAGGCAGACGUUGCCUCCUUUCAUGCUGACCAUGAAUGAUUUAUGA
Molecule: messenger RNA, 1569 nt
Organism: Closterium sp. Yama58-4
Lineage: Eukaryota; Viridiplantae; Streptophyta; Zygnematophyceae; Desmidiales; Closteriaceae
Source: the annotation of a GenBank genome assembly